CAUUUUGAUAUUGAAACCGGGAGUUUUGGAGGUGUGCAGCUAGUAAAAUCAACUCAACCCUGACUUUAGUUAUUAUCAGCUCUGUUUUUUCAUACGCAUCAAAGAUUAACACGAUGGUCUCUGUAAAACGGCAGAGAGAACUUGACUUUGAAGACGAUGAAGCUACAGUGCCUGUGAAAGUAGGCCGUUCAUCUGAGGAUCGCAGAAGUCGCCACUGUCCCUACCUCGACACAAUCAAUAGGAGUGUGCUGGACUUUGAUUUUGAGAAGCUGUGCUCCAUCUCGCUCUCCCACAUCAACGUCUAUGCUUGUCUCAUCUGUGGGAAAUACUUCCAAGGUAGAGGUCUGAAGUCCCAUGCCUAUACUCACAGUGUGCAGUUCACCCACCAUGUGUUCCUCAAUCUGCACACACUUAAGUUCUACUGUCUGCCAGAUAACUACGAGAUCAUUGACUCAUCGCUGGAAGACAUCACGUAUGUACUGAAGCCCACAUUCACCAGACAGCACAUCUCUGGAUUGGACAAGCAGGGCAAGCUGUAUCGAGCCUAUGAUGGCACCACCUAUCUGCCUGGUAUCGUAGGGCUCAACAACAUCAAGGCUAAUGACUACGCUAAUGUGGUGCUGCAGGCCCUUUCCAAUGUGCCCCCACUGCGGAACUACUUUCUGGAAGAGGAGAAUUACUGCGGCAUCCGUAGGCCACCUGGUGACAUCAUGUUCCUGCUGGUGCAGCGAUUCGGUGAGCUGAUGCGCAAGCUGUGGAACCCCCGGAACUUCAAGGCCCACGUGUCACCCCACGAGAUGUUGCAGGCUGUAGUGCUGUGUAGCAAGAAGAACUUCCAGAUCACCAAGCAAGGGGAUGCUGUGGACUUUCUGUCCUGGUUCAUGAAUGCUCUGCAUGGUGCACUGGGAGGAACCAAGAAGAAACCUUCAAGCCUCACCAAAGUGUUCCAAGGUUCCAUGCGUAUAUUCUCCAAGAAGCUUCCUCACCCAGAUUUGCCACCAGAAGAGAAGGUGGCUCUGCUUUUGAAGGAGGAGUACCAGGAGGAGAUGUCGGAGUCCACCUUCCUCUUCCUGACCCUUGACCUUCCCACAGCCCCACUGUACAAGGAUGAGAAGGAGCAGCUCAUCAUCCCACAGGUCCCCCUCUUCAACAUCCUGGCCAAGUUUAACGGCAACACAGAGAAGGAGUAUAAAACCUACAAAGAGAAUUUCCUCAAAAGGUUCCAGUUGCUCAAGCUGCCUCCCUAUCUCAUCUUCUGCAUAAAGAGGUUCACCAAGAACAACUUCUUUGUGGAGAAGAACCCCACCAUCGUCAACUUUCCCAUCACGAACGUAGACCUUCGUGAGUACCUGACAGAAGAGGCACAGGUCACAGAGAAGAACACCACCUAUGACCUGGUGGCCAACGUGGUGCAUGAUGGGAAGCCCACUGAGGGGGCAUACAGAAUGCAUGUCCUGCAUCAUGGCACUGGGAAGUGGUAUGAGCUCCAGGACUUGCAGGUGACAGAUAUCCUGCCCCAGAUGAUCACACUGUCGGAGGCUUACAUUCAGAUUUGGAAAAGAAGAGAGAACGAAGAUGACACAACUAACCACACAGGGGCGUGAAUAAGGCAUUGAAAGAUUGAUUGUUCAGGAGAGAAUGUCAUAUGCCGGCCAGUAGUCAGACGAGCCCCAAAAAGCCACUAGAGUGGAACUGGACACUGUUCAAGAUGACCUCAGGGUAAGCCCCCACCACAUGAGGACCAGGACUUUUUAUUGGUGGAUUUUGGAUAGAGAAAACAAUGUCUACUAUUUUUUGUUCUUCAACUUUUAACUGUAAAUGGUGGAAUAAACCAGCUUUGAAAUGUC
Oncorhynchus tshawytscha (Chinook salmon) is the source of this 1847-nucleotide messenger RNA. Its product is annotated as U4/U6.U5 tri-snRNP-associated protein 2. Gene Ontology annotation, molecular function: cysteine-type deubiquitinase activity; zinc ion binding. Gene Ontology annotation, biological process: protein deubiquitination; mRNA processing; spliceosomal complex assembly. The transcript is spliced from 13 exons. Lineage: Eukaryota; Metazoa; Chordata; Actinopteri; Salmoniformes; Salmonidae. Bases 114 to 1604 code for a protein of 496 amino acids. The record is from RefSeq and is a predicted model, not a curated record.